GGGGAUCGAACCUGCAACCCAGGCUGUGCCUUCCUCACUUACUGUGCCAGGGACUCCGCCAUCAAAGCUCAGACUGCUCUGCACGAACAGAAGACCUUGCCCGGGAUGGCACGGCCAAUCCAGGUGAAGCCUGCGGACAGCGAAAGUCGUGGAGGUAGAGACCGGAAGCUGUUUGUGGGGAUGCUGAACAAGCAGCAAUCAAGAGGAGACGUGCCGCGGCUGUUCCAGCCCUUCGGGAUCAUAGACGAGUGCACGGUGCUCCGGGGGCAUGAUGGCAGCAGCAAAGGCUGUGCCUUCGUGAAGUUCUCCUCCCACACGGAGGCUCAGGCGGCAAUCCACGCCCUCCAUGGCAGCCAGACCAUGCCGGGUGCCUCCUCCAGCCUGGUGGUCAAGUUUGCCGACACAGACAAGGAGCGAACACUACGGCGCAUGCAGCAGAUGGUGGGCCAGCUGGGCAUCCUGACACCGUCCCUCACCCUGCCCUUCAGCCCCUACAGUGCCUAUGCGCAGGCCCUCAUGCAGCAGCAGACAACGGUCCUGUCCACCUCAGGCAGCUACCUGAGCCCUGGCGUGGCCUUCUCACCCUGCCACAUCCAGCAGAUCGGCGCCGUCAGCCUUAAUGGGCUGCCUGCCACACCCAUCGCCCCUGCCUCUGGACUGCACUCGCCCCCACUGCUCAGCACUGCCGCCGUGCCCGGCCUCAUGGCUCCCAUCACCAACAGCUUUGCAGGUGUCGUGCCCUUCCCUGGCGGGCACCCUGCCCUAGAGACUGUAUAUGCCAAUGGCAUCAUGCCCUACCCAGCUCAGAGCCCGACCAUGGCUGAGACCCUCCAUCCUGCCUUCUCCGGAGUCCAGCAGUACACAGCCAUGUACCCCACCGCGGCCAUCGCGCCCAUCGCGCACAGCAUCCCGCAGCCGCCGCCGCUCCUGCAGCAGCAGCAGCAGCGAGAAGGUCCCGAAGGCUGUAACCUGUUUAUCUACCACCUCCCCCAGGAGUUUGGAGACACGGAGCUGACGCAGAUGUUCCUGCCCUUCGGCAAUAUCAUCUCCUCCAAGGUGUUUAUGGAUCGGGCCACCAACCAGAGCAAAUGUUUUGGCUUCGUGAGCUUUGACAACCCAGCCAGCGCGCAGACUGCCAUCCAGGCCAUGAAUGGCUUUCAGAUUGGCAUGAAGAGGCUGAAAGUGCAGCUGAAGCGGCCCAAAGAUCCGGGACACCCCUACUGACCACGCCCACAGCCGCCCGGAGGCUGUGGGCUUGGCCCAGGUGAGGGGCCUUCCACCCCAGGAGGGUUUCCCCGCUUCCAACUGAUCCAGGACUUUUCCGUAAAUUACAACCGAGUUUGGACACCAGCCCUCCCUCUCCUCUCCUGUCUCCCCUGAGCCCCCUUCCCAAAAUGUGAAGCGCUGCCGGAGAGGGCAGGGGGCUGAGGAGCUCACCACUUCCUCCUGGGAGAUUUCCUGGCUCCUCACCCCCCACAACCUUGGUGGCUUCCCCAAACUAAAUCACCACUUUUUCUAUAUAUAUAUAUGCAUAUAUAUAGAGAGAGCUAUAGACAGUAUAUAUAUUUUUUGAGUGUAGAUCAUGGGACCAAACUUUUCUGACUUCCUUCCACCCAAGAGAAGGUGACCCUAGGCUGGUCACUCAGCAGGGACAUAAGAAGGGCUGAGGCUGGCCGGACAGCCCCGUGUCUCCUCACCUCCCGGCUGUAUCGUCAGACCAGGGUGCCAGAGAAGCACUGGGAGUCAUCAGCCAACCGAUAUACCUCCAGGACUUUUGGCCGCUGCCACCGACGAUUCUCUCGGGCCUAUGGGCUCAGCCGGCUUGAGUGUCCCUGGUCCUAGCUGCAGCUUCCGGGACCCCGAACUUCCCUCCCUUUUCCCAGGGCCCUGCCUUCCCCAGCACAAAAGAGAGCCCCUGGCCUCCCCCAGCCCUUUCCCCCCAGUCAUAGCCUUACUCAUGUGACCAAUAGCCCUUAGCUUUCCGUCAGGGGUAGAUGGGGCCGGUGGGAGCCCCUCUCCUCCUACCCCUCCCAAGGGCAGGCAGCCAGCCCUCCCUGCCUUCGGAUCACCAGCCUGGAAUUCACGGUCUCAUAACCAAGAUUGCCACGCUCGUUGGACAAGCCCAACCUGCACUGGCCAAGCACCCCUUUGCCGAAGAUACCUCUUCAAAGAAUUUUUUUUUAACGUUGAUCUUUCUGAGCAGGUACAAAGAAGAAAAGAGAAGAAAAAUGGGGGUGGGGGGAAUCAAACAAUGGAUUUUUGUUUCCUAGCUGGGGCUGGGAGGGAGAUCCUGUGGGGUGCCUCUCUAUACCUACCCAAACCAUGAAAACCCACCUUGAAGCACAGAGUCAAGUUCGUUUGGUCGUCCAGUGGAGCCUAUUGCCAAACGAGUACCAGAGAACUUAAUAAGCUCAAGAAAAAGAAUUUUUGGAAAAAAGAAAAACCCACAGCAUUCCCUUUUGUUUCUACCAAAAUGUGUUGACCAACCCAGAAAAAAAGAAAAGAAAAACACAUAGUAAAAAAAAAAAAAAAAAAAGGGAAAAGAAAAAAAAAAUCUUCGGACCAACUUGUUUCGAUAUUCCAGAGUUUGAUAAUUGUUCCAAGACAUUCUCUAGUGUGCCUGUAUCCCGUGCGUCUGCGUGUGCAAGCGUGUGCUCAGGGGCCAAGAGGGGGCCUCAUCUGCGUCUCCGGUGCCCACCAAGCUCCCGCCAGGCCUGGCGUGCAGUGGUGUGUGUCCUGAUCCAUGUUUACUGGCUGUAAAUACCAUUUUUAUACUCCACACCGAAGAUCUACAUGAUUUGUACAAUGUACUUUAUUUCUGCUACUAGUAAUUUCAUGAAGUUUCAACUUGCAAACCAACUUUUGGAAACAAACCGACACACACACACACACACACACACACACACACAAACAAGGCAAGAAAAGGACUUAGAAGAAACUCUGGGCUGACCAAUGUGGUUGGAGAGGUCCUUGUCACUGUGGUGUGUUUCAGGUGAGAAGCUACGAGCAUCAUCUUUAUGUCCAAAACACCUCUCUUUGGUCUGGAAAAACUGAAAGUUUAUUUAAUAAAAGUUUUACUUGCUAAA
This is a messenger RNA of Myotis lucifugus (little brown bat), 3086 nucleotides long. It is a transcript of the gene CELF5, whose product is annotated as CUGBP Elav-like family member 5. Gene Ontology annotation, cellular component: ribonucleoprotein complex; cytoplasm; nucleus. The record is from RefSeq and is a predicted model, not a curated record. Gene Ontology annotation, molecular function: mRNA binding. NCBI's taxonomy places the organism in Eukaryota, Metazoa, Chordata, Mammalia, Chiroptera, Vespertilionidae. Gene Ontology annotation, biological process: mRNA splice site recognition; regulation of alternative mRNA splicing, via spliceosome.